This is a messenger RNA of Vitis vinifera (wine grape), 1404 nucleotides long. Its product is annotated as vacuolar protein sorting-associated protein 60.2. Gene Ontology annotation, biological process: vesicle budding from membrane; late endosome to vacuole transport via multivesicular body sorting pathway. Gene Ontology annotation, cellular component: multivesicular body. The record is from RefSeq and is a predicted model, not a curated record. Lineage: Eukaryota; Viridiplantae; Streptophyta; Magnoliopsida; Vitales; Vitaceae. The coding region runs from base 450 to 1163 and encodes 237 amino acids. The transcript is spliced from 7 exons.
CAAAUCGUAAAUUUUGGAAAAAUACUUCAAGAUUCCCGACAUCCAGCAAAUUUUAUGAAUUUUACUAAGUUUCAAAUUUGUGGAUUUCAACGAUUUUGAAGUCGGGCAAAAUCUUUGAUGUCAAAAAACGGAACCGAAGAGAUUCAACUUUUAUUUUGUCUUUGACGCAGUCAGUUUUGAAAUGUGGAUAGGAAAAAUAUGGUUUUAUUUUAUUUUAUUUUAUUUUUUAAUUUACUAAGGGGUUUAAGCUAAGCUGGAAAGAAUUUUAAACACGAUUCUAUCUUGUCUGAGGAUUCAACUUUAGAUCAAAACCGCGUUUUUGGAACGGGACAAACGAAGAAGCUUAUUCGCGGACAAAGAAAUAUAGGAGGAAACAGCUUGGUUAGGCGCAAAGAGAUCGUGGAGGGAUUUGUGUAGAUCGAUCGAAAGUCGGAUCAAGGAAGAAGAAGAUGAAACGGGUGUUCGGAGUGAAGAAAGAGAAGGAACCCCCUCCUUCAGUUCAAGAUGCUUCCGAUAGGAUUAAUAAAAGAGGUGAAACUGUGGAUGAGAAGAUUACAAGGCUUGAUGCUGAGCUUAGCAAAUACAAAGAACAGAUAAAGAGAACACGACCUGGUCCUGCUCAAGAAGCUGUUAAAGCUAGGGCCAUGAGGGUUCUCAAGCAAAAAAGGAUGUAUGAAGGACAGCGUGACAUGCUUUACAACCAAACAUUCAACCUUGACCAAGUUUCAUUUGCGGCUGAAGGAAUUAAAGAUGCUCAGCAAACUAUGACAGCUUUGAAAGCUGCAAACAAGGAGUUAAAAGGAAUGAUGAAGACUGUGAAGAUUGAAGAUAUAGAUAGCAUGCAAGAUGAGAUGAUGGACCUGAUGGAUGUAAGCUCAGAAAUUCAAGAAUCCCUUGGCAGAAGUUACAAUGUGCCAGAUGACAUUGAUGAGGAUGACCUCAUGGGCGAGCUUGAUGCCUUGGAAGCAGACAUGGGAAUGGAGACUGAGUCCACAGGAGUGCCUGCCUAUCUUCAACCUGAUAAGGAACCUGAUUUGGAUGCAGAACUUAGCUUGCCUUCAGCACCAACUGGACAUGGUGCAGUUCCACCCAGCAGACAAAAUGCCCGGCCUGAGGAUGAAUUGGGUUUACCAUCAGUGCCCCGAGCAUCACUUCGUGAUUAGGGAGGCUGCCAAUGGGAUGUAACUGAAACACGCAGAAAUCUAUUUUUAUGUCUUGUACAAAGGAGCAUUUGAUUGAUAUUUGAGAAUUGCCUGCCAUACCCAUCGUGCGGGGGUAAUAGUUCUAGGCAAUGUCAGACACAAUGUGUUGUUUUGUGGCCCAUUAUGAUCCGGAGGAAUUUUAGAGCUGUGUUUCAACAGUAUAGAUAAUAAGAAUAUUGGCGCUACAUGACCGUUCUCGUUA